This is a messenger RNA of Rhodofomes roseus, 3271 nucleotides long. RefSeq lists its product as uncharacterized. The transcript has 19 exons. The record is from RefSeq and is a predicted model, not a curated record. Lineage: Eukaryota; Fungi; Basidiomycota; Agaricomycetes; Polyporales; Fomitopsidaceae. Bases 63 to 3182 code for a protein of 1039 amino acids.
CGCCAUUUGACCGCCAUGAUCUCAGCAGGUACCAUCCAUGCCCUCUUCGCUUCCCUCUCACCAUGGCCCACACCCCCGACGAAAAACGCGAAAACCCACAGGAAACACCACCGAGGUCGCGCUGGAAAGUCUGGCAAGACUGGGACCUCCCGCCAUGGAUAUCGUCCAACUUGCGCUCGACGAGAAGUUGGAAGAUGCUCGUUAGGUGCUGGGUUGCGUCGUGGGCCGCGUUCAUCAUCUUGCUACCGCACGCCUCGCUGAGCACGCUGGGAAACACAGCGUUCUUCACCCUCCUGGCAAGCCUGAUGGCUCCGCCGAACAUGCCCUUACAGCUCUUCAUUUUUGUCCUCAUGACUAUCAUCAUCGGCCUGUGCCUUGGAUGGGCUUUGGGGGCGGCGGGGAUGGCUGCAGCGCUCGCGGCACGUAACCAGUUGUUGCUUAAGUCAGAGCUAGAGAGGGUGCAACAGAGUGUUGCAGGCUUGGCGAACCCAGACGCGCUUUUCGAAGCAAGCAUUUUCGAAGGCGCAUUCCUCGACACACGCUCGUCUGUCCUCUUCGGCGUCUUCCUCGCCAUCGCUGUCUUCUUUCUCUCCCUCCUCCGCGCGUACGCCCCUAGGUUGACGAUCAUGUCCAUCUUCGGAACGAUCGCCGUGGACAUCUACUGCAGUUAUGGGCCGCUCUUCCCGUUUGCGCAAUAUACGAUCCUAACCUCGUUGCUCAUCUCCCUGUCUUGCUACAUGGCCAUCGGCCUUGUCGUCAUCAUAUUCGUUUUCCCGGAGACCUUGAACCACGCGACACUUACGACGGUCACGACUCUAUUCGACAAGCUGGAGGCUCUCAUCAUACUGCAGGAGGAGGUUCUAUCUAUCGAGCAGACCCUUGGCGAAGCACUGGCGGAGGGAAGUCCUCUCCUCACCAAGCUAGCAGGCGGUCGGGACGCGAUGUUGGGCGUGGCGAAAGGCCUGGGCGGACAGCUGCCCAUGCUCAACCUCGAGUUCAGCUGGGGGAAGUGGAGCGGAGACGACAUCAAGACGCUCGAGAAGCCGAUAGAGGGCGUUGUCGGACGGGUCGCUGCGUUGCAAGGGUUCGGGCGGAUUCUCGGGAGCUCUCUCCACCGACAUUCCCCAUCCCAGUCCGCCUCGCGCAUGUCCACGCAUGACGCAUCCACGGGGUCGGCCGACACUGGCAGCCGGGAUUCAGUCAUGGGCGACACGCAGCUCUUCCGGGAACUGCGUGGGUCGCAGAGCCGCUAUACCCCUGACCUCGUCCCGUUGCCCGAGCUCAUCCCGGUCCUGCACUCAUGCACCGCGCCUCUGCGUGCCGCCGUGGUGGAGGUGCUCUCGUCCACGCGCGCCGUGCUCGACUCCGUCAACACGCGGCGAUACAAGCGCGGAAGCACCGCGCACCUCGACGAGUCCCUCGUGCAGCUUGGUGCCGCAACACAGUGCCUGACAAGUGCCCUCGAUGCGUUCCGCACGACGGACCGACUCGCGCUCCUCGAGCCAUUCGCGCCGUUUCUCGACCCACGCCCCGACCAGGAGCUCCCGAAGGCGGGGUCCACGCCCUUCCGCUCGCUGUUCAUCGUCUACGUCUUCGCUGCGAACCUCGUGUCCGUCGCCACGGCGGUGCGCAGCCUAGCCGAGAGCGUAGCUCGCACGGCGGGUGCGCGGCGGAGAAAUAGGUUGUGGGGCCCGGGCGCGAUUGCGCUCGGCAAGGUUCUCGGGCGCCGCCGGAGAGGUGAGGGAGGUGGCGUAGACAACGAUCUUGGCGGACAGGGCGCCCUGGGAGAGGCGCCGCAGGGACCGGUGGGACAGAACUGGGAGAGGGAGGAGACAGUAUAUCGCAGAGACCCGGAUGGUCGGCCUCCCAGUAAUCCUGUCCAGUAUGUGAUGAAUGCCAUCCAUCGAGCGUGGUUGUGGGCGCAAACUCCCGAGGCCUUGUUCGCAUUCAAGAUGGUGUUUAUCUCUAUUGCUCUCUGGAUUCCGUCGGUUUGUCGUAGCAGCGCCCACUUCGUAUACGAACAGAAGGGUUUAUGGGCCUUGAUCAUGGCGCAGACAACGCUGAACAUCUACGCAGCAGAUCAGAUCUUCAAUAUCUUUGCACGGACACUCGGCACAUUCGUCGGUCUCGUCCUUGGGCUACUGUCUUGGUAUCUAGGCUCCGCCAAGAGCAUCGGUAGUCCGUACGGCAUGGCGGCUGUUGUUGGCGUGUUCCUAGUGCCCGUUCUGUUCUUCAGGUUAUUCACCCCGAUGCAAUACCUGUCGGGUGUCAUUAUGACUGUGGUUACCUGGGCACUUAUAAUUGGGUACUCCUGGCUCGAUGGCCAUAUCGCCGUUCUCGGGAAUGUCGGUAUUGGAUGGGGCGUUGCUUGGCGAAGAUUUGUGCUUGUCAUCAUUGGCGUCGCAGCGUCGUCCAUCAUGAUGAUACUCCCUCCCCAGUCUGCACGUCGCUCCGUUCGCCUCCGUUGUGCCUCGACAAUGUCAGCGAUUUCCUACCUCUACUCCCACCUCACCGCGGCGUGGAUAUCUCCGAAGCCGUUCUCCGAAGGAGACAACGAUGAUGCAACUGGCCCGGGCAAGUUGCUAUGGGUCCAAGAAUACCGCGAGCGCUUCCUCGAGAUCGCACAGCAGCUCCAAGUUUUGAGAACGCAGGCGGGGAUGGCGAAGUUGGAGGGGAACGUGAGGGGCAAGUGGCCGGCGGAGGAGUACGCGCAGCUGGUCCAGGUAGAGAGCGAGAUGGCCUGGGCUCUAGGCGUCCUCGGUGGUUCGCUGAGCCAACUCGACGAUGAUACGAGGAUGGGGCUGUUGAAGCAUACCGUGGCCGUCAACCCGAACUUCAUUGGCGAUGUGAUGUCGGCAUUCCUCCUGGUCUCCCAGUCGCUCCGAACCGGCGAACCUCUCCACCAGGCACAAUCCGAAGACCUCAUCGAGCGCGCAUUUUACCACAGCACUUCGCCCACAACGAUGCCGGGGCUGGAUGCGGAAGCACUCAGAGAUUCGCGGCUGAAGCGGCUGCAGUCCAUCACUACGUACGAGUACAUGUUCUACGCCAGCGGGGUUGUUGCGGUAUUCCGCAUGCUCGAGGGCUUGAACGAAGCGAGGCAGAUCACCGCGAGGCUCUGUGGCGAGAUUCCUCUCGAAGGCUUUGAUGCAUGGAGGGAGAGGUACCAGCAAAUGGCGUAAUGCUACUACCCAAUGUAUCUAUCAAUUUUUGGUAUGCCGUGCUAAGUGCAGGUCGGUGGCAUAAUCAAUGAGCUACAGUAUUAACUAAA